CGCCGGAGCAGUCGCCGAGCAACGCCGCACGAUGAGCCCUGCACGAGCCCUGAUGGUUCCGGCCCUGGCCGUGGCCUGCCUGCUGGCGGCGGCCGACGCCUUCCCGCAAGGGUAUGAGCCAGAGCCGGUCUACGGCUACCAGCCGGAGCAGCCGUACGGCCGCGACAAGUUUGUGGUGGCGGAAAUCCAGCCCCGACAAGGCUACGGCAAACCCUCCUACGGACGCGUGAAAAUACAGACGUACCGCGGGCCCAGCAAGGGUCACGGCUACGACGUGUUCGCGCCCUGGGGCUAUUACGUCACGCAGCCCGAGGAUGAUAAGGGCUACGGUUACCACUGAACCGCGGACGUCAUGACGUCAGAGCAGGAUAAGAUGAUGUGCCCACUAGUCUUUUCAUCAGCCGGGCUCUUCCGCGAUCCGAAGUCACCCCCGGCCUCUAGGCCGACGUGACCUUGUGCGACCUUGGACGACCCCUGCUGACAUCAGCUGGCAGCGCAGUGCCGCACUUCCCUUGCCGGUGCGCCACAUGUUCAUUGUUCUUGGCUGCAUUGCGCAUGCGUUCGCAUUGAAUAAACAUCGCGUGUUGGAAGCCCUGUUGCAAGACAUCGCGACCCUCAUGACAGAGGAGUGAAUAGCAAAGGCGAUAUGUACAGACCAGAGUCAUACUGGAACUAAAUUGUGUCCAAGGUAUGAUAUGCUGGGACUUGCUUGGUAAUAUACAACGUCAACGUGAACAAAUCGAGGUGUGGCUCCACUUCCGUGUGGGCACAGGACACCUCGGUGUGAAAUAUACAAAGCGAAUUGUG
Pollicipes pollicipes is the source of this 807-nucleotide messenger RNA. RefSeq lists its product as uncharacterized. The coding region runs from base 32 to 340 and encodes 102 amino acids. The transcript is spliced from 4 exons. The record is from RefSeq and is a predicted model, not a curated record. Lineage: Eukaryota; Metazoa; Arthropoda; Thecostraca; Pollicipedomorpha; Pollicipedidae.